CUAAUGUAAAAAGUCUUAGCUUUUAUAAUGACUAUUUAUUUAGUCAGCUGUGUUGAUCCAAGUAUGGUGCAAUUGAGCACCGAGAAAAUUGAUGAGCUUUCCUAAAGUAAUUUGGGGAGAUUUAUUAUUGAGAUGGCUCAGACUCAUGCAGAAAUGAGAGGUCCAUUAGAUGAUUUGGUGACGGCAAUUGGAGAUUUGGAGAAUGAACUGACUGCUGAAUUGCAAUAAUUAGAAGACGAUUUUACUAGAUCAACAAAUCAACAUCAAAUAACUUAAGAAAACUUAGACAUUAACAUUGGUCAAACAGAAAUCAACAUUUUCAACGAAAAGGACUUUAUUGAUGCAAUAUUAUUGCCAAGCAUUGAUUAAACUAAUUAAAAGAUUGAUAGAUUGAAUGGUUUUAUAAAUGACAAUAGAGAUUCUUUAGCUAGAGAAACAUUAAAUAGAUAAAAUUAACAUUAAGCUUAUCUAGACAGAGUGAGUGAACACCAAGGAGCUAUCAGUGCUGUGGAUGAGGCUUUGUAAUUGAUCAACUCUUUAAUUAAUGGAAAUAUAGCAUUCACUGAAAAAGCAACAAUCCAUUAGGCUGUCAAAAGAGUCAAUAAUAAAAUCGCAAAAACCAGCACUAUUCACCCAGUCGUUGAAGCCUUACUUUAAUUGACACAGAACUUCUCAGAUUAAGGAUAAGCCAAGAAAAUUAGAGACUUGUUAUAGGACACAAGAAACUAAUUAGUUAGUAGUCUGAACUAAGAAAAUACCGACGAAAAAUAGAUUGAAGAGACUUGGGCAGAGAGAUAAAAAACAUUGAACACUGAGUAUUAAGAAUUCAAGAGAUCACUCCUAGAAGCUACCUAUGUUUUGGCUACCUAUUAAAAUAAAUUGAAAUCAACUUAAGAAGCCUUGAAUUAGAAUGAACUUGAUUUAUAAAAUUACAACGAAUCUUUAUAAUAGGACAAAGACGCUCAAGCCUAAGAGAUCCAAAUUUACAAUGAAUUGAAGGCUCAAUAUUAAAUUCAACUCUAGACUACUAGAAAUGCUAAAGACUUUGUGAACUCUGCAGAAUUUAGCACAGUCAUUAGAAACAAAUUAAAUUAAGGAGGAUUGGCAUGA
Paramecium tetraurelia is the source of this 1110-nucleotide messenger RNA. RefSeq lists its product as uncharacterized. The transcript has 6 exons. NCBI's taxonomy places the organism in Eukaryota, Ciliophora, Oligohymenophorea, Peniculida, Parameciidae. The record is from RefSeq and is a predicted model, not a curated record.